GCUACUUCCAUUGUACAAUAAUCGCAACUUCUUCGGUCUCAGCCUCCAUUCGUGCGUCUGUGAAGCAAGCAAAUUGAGGCACACACAGAAAUGGGAAAGAAGACGAAGAAGGCCGGUAAAGGAAAGGAGAAAACUGAGAGGAAAACCGCCAAGGCAGAGGAGAAGAAAGCUCGUCGAGAAGGCAAAAAGCUCUCCCCUGAAGACGACAUCGACGCUAUUCUCUUGAGCAUACAGAAGGAAGAAGCUAAGAAGAAAGAGGUUCAUGUUGAGGAAAAUGUACCAGCACCAUCUCCUAGGUCAAAUUGCUCGCUUACUAUAAAUCCCUUGAAAGAGACUGAGUUGAUACUCUAUGGUGGGGAGUUUUAUAAUGGCCAAAAGACGUAUGUAUAUGGUGAUCUUUAUCGAUAUGAUGUCGAUAAGCAGGAGUGGAGGUUAAUUUCAAGCCCCAAUAGUCCACCUCCUCGUAGCUCUCAUCAGGCAGUUGCUUGGAAGAAUUAUCUCUACAUAUUUGGUGGUGAAUUUACUUCUCCAAAUCAAGAGCGGUUCCACCACUACAAAGACUUUUGGAUGCUGGACGUGAAAACGAACCAAUGGGAACAGUUAAAUUUGAAGGGAUGUCCUAGUCCACGUUCUGGUCAUCGUAUGGUAUUAUACAAGCACAAGAUUAUAAUUUUUGGUGGAUUCUAUGACACUCUACGUGAAGUAAGGUAUUACAAUGAUCUAUAUGUGUUUGACUUGGACCAAUACAAGUGGCAAGAAGUAAAACCAAAGCCUGGUGCCAUGUGGCCUACAGCUAGAAGCGGUUUCCAGUUUUUUGUGUAUCAAGAUGAGAUAUUCUUGUAUGGUGGUUAUUCAAAAGAAGUCUCAUCGGAGAAAAGCUCUGAGAAAGGAAUUGUUCAUGCAGAUUUGUGGUCUCUUGAUCCUAGGACCUGGGAAUGGAACAAAGUGAAGAAAAUUGGGAUGCCUCCUAGCUCCCGUGCCGGAUUUUCGGUUUGUGUCCACAAAAAGCGUGCUUUGCUGUUUGGGGGUGUCGUGGACAUGGAAAUGGAAGGUGAUGUAAUGAUGAGUUUGUUCUUAAAUGAACUCUAUGGCUUCCAGUUAGAUAAUCGCCGCUGGUACCCCAUAGAGUUACGAAAAGAAAAGUCAUCAAAAGAUAAGGCAAAGAAGAACUUAGAGGCAAAACCUAUGGUUUCUAAUGACGAUGAUGAGAUGGAGUCAACAGAAGAAGAUGAAUCGUUGGCCAUUGGUGAUACGGCAGGCUUUUCUGAUGGGUUAUCUGAACGUAUGGCAGCAGGUCUAACUGUUGAGUCUGAUAAAAGCAAGGCUCUCCAAGGAGCAAAAGCUAGACUAGAUCCACAAGUUUCUGUCUCAGAAGAGGUUGUAAAACCAUGUGGACGUAUCAAUUCUUGUAUGGUCGUUGGGAAGGAUACCUUAUACAUAUAUGGUGGCAUGAUGGAGAUAAAAGACAAAGAAAUUACUCUUGAUGAUUUGUACUCGCUUAAUCUUAGCAAACUUGACGGGUGGAAGUGUAUCAUUCCGGCGACUGAGACUGAGUGGGUGGAAGUCUCAGAGGAUGAAGAAGGAGACGAAGACGAAGAUGAAGAUGAUAGUGACGAUGAAGGAAACAGUGAAGAGUCUGAUGAGGAUGAUGACGAUGAAGAAGCAGAGGCUAUGGAUGUUGAUGGAUCAGUGAAAGUGGGAGAAGUUGUUGCAAUGAUAAAAGGAGAAGGAAAAGCCCUACGAAGAAAAGAGAAACGAGCUCGGAUAGAACAGAUUAGAGCUAAUCUUGGUCUCUCAGAUGCACAGAGAACCCCAGCGCCUGGAGAAACUUUGAAGGAUUUCUAUAAGCGCACAAACAUGUACUGGCAAAUGGCUGCUUAUGAGCAUACCCAACAUACGGGAAAGGAGCUGCGGAAGGAUGGUUUUGAUCUCGCAGAAACUCGGUAUUUGGAACUCAAACCCAUUCUCGAUGAGUUGGCAAUACUUGAGGCAGAGCAAAAGGCUGAAGAAGCAGAAGGACCUGAGGCUAGUGGUAGCUCUAGAAAGGGAGGCAUUGCAAAGAAGAAGAGAUAGAGUUUUUGCAGCUUUUGCAGCUUUUGCAGACACUAUCAUAUUAUAAUACAGUUGAAUAUCAGUUUUGAAGUAGGAUUCUUUCGUGUCUACUUAAUGUGAGACUGUACUGUAAGACUUCAAACUUUAUAAAAAGAUUUGGGAAAAC
This is a messenger RNA of Eutrema salsugineum, 2218 nucleotides long. RefSeq names its product kelch domain-containing protein 4. Lineage: Eukaryota; Viridiplantae; Streptophyta; Magnoliopsida; Brassicales; Brassicaceae. Gene Ontology annotation, molecular function: protein binding. Bases 91 to 2073 code for a protein of 660 amino acids. The record is from RefSeq and is a predicted model, not a curated record. The transcript is spliced from 20 exons.